This is a messenger RNA of Chenopodium quinoa (quinoa), 1542 nucleotides long. RefSeq lists its product as uncharacterized. The coding region runs from base 238 to 1320 and encodes 360 amino acids. The transcript has a single exon. The record is from RefSeq and is a predicted model, not a curated record. NCBI's taxonomy places the organism in Eukaryota, Viridiplantae, Streptophyta, Magnoliopsida, Caryophyllales, Amaranthaceae.
AUGAUUGUAAUUAGUUCCUAAAUAGGUGCCUUGUAUUAUGGCUAGCAUUAUGCGGCUACAUUGUAUAUAUUGGGAAGUCAGUGAAUGAAAUCCCUUGAGGAAAAUAUUCCAUAAACUCUUUCAUGGUAUCAGUUGCCUAGGGCACAAUUUCCUUCAUCUUCCGCUGCUUUCCUCGGCUAUUGUUCUAUAGCUCACGUUUUCUUUCCAUCUACUCUCUUCUCUUCUCUAUUCUUCACCAUGGGUGAAUCCAAGUCUCAAUAUCACCCUGCUCUUGCUGUCCCUAACAUCAAGGCACACAUUCCCAUUACUCUCGAAAUGGCAAAUAUGCAAUACUCUACGUGGGCGGAGUUGUUCAAGCUUCACGCAAAAUCUCAUCGGGUCCUUCACCAUAUCAUUCCCCCUGCUGCCGGCAAGGAGAAAGUUCCGUCUACCGAGGAAGAAAAGGAACUAUGGCAGACCCUUGAUGCUGCGGUUUUAUCGUGGCUCUAUGGUACUAUCUCGACUGACCUUAUCAACACCGUUAUCGAACCAGAUGCAACAGCAAUGGAAAUAUGGAAUAGGUUGCGUGACCUAUUUCAGGACAAUAAACAUUCUCGGGCUGUGACUCUUGAGCAGGAGUUUUCAACCACGAAUUUAGAGGACUUUCCUAAUGUCUCGGCUUAUUGUCAACGUUUGAAGUCUCUUGCCGAUCAACUCAAGAAUGUAGGUGCACCGGUUUUGGACAGUCGACUGGUCCUUCAGAUGGUUGGGGGCCUUACGAAAGCGUACAGUGGUGUUGGUACGCUUAUUAGGCAGAGCAAUCCCUUACCCGCUUUUUAUCAAGCACGAUCCAUGCUUACUUUAGAGGAGGUCGGCUUGGCCAAGGAUGCUUCACAAGGGUCGGACUCGGCAAUGGUUGCGGCAUCAUUUGAUAAUUCUCCGCUUGACUCCGGUUCUCAUGGUCACUCGAAAGGAAAAAAUCAAAAAAAAAGGGAAAAAUUCAGGCAACCGCAAGAAUUCUGGUGGUGCAGGCCGUGGCUCCGGUGGCGGCAAGGCGGGUCAGUUUUCUGGUGGUGGUUCCGGCGGUGCGUCACGUGGGACAGGCGGCCAACAGUCCUUCUCCCCGUUCUGGCAGCAACAGUGUCCACCAUGGGGGUGGAUGCCUCAAGGGUGGCCCGUGCCACCAUGUCCUUACCCAACUCAGAAUUGGGCCAAGCCCAAUUUCCAACCCAGGCAGCAACCUGGCAUCUUGGGGCCACGACCACAACAAGGCCAGCAGGCCUAUGCAGCUUCUUGUAUUGGGCAGCCCGCGUCCUAUGCUCCGUCUUAUGUUCCAACUGACAUUGAGUCCGCGAUGCACACUAUGACUCUUUCUCAACCCGAUCCGGCAUGGUACAUGGACACUGGAGCUACUUCUCAUAUGACCUCCUCUCCCGGUAAUUUCUCGUCUUAUUUUAAUUUGAGCACUCAUCCUAAUAAUGGCAUUGUUGUUGGUAAUGGUCAUACUAUUCCUAUACUUGGUUAUGGUCAUACUAAAUUGUCUUCCCCUACUGCUCCCCUUAC